CUACCAAAGGAAGGCGGGACCAGUGUUGAAAACUCAUGCUGGUUUACCACUUCGUGACUGCUCUGCUGCCGGGUGUUGUAUCGUCCUUCUCUUCUGAGUCACAACCAUGGGCAGUGUGCUAGCUGCCAGUUCUCCGAGCCCACCAGUGCCACCUCCGGGCGGCAGUGCAGGUGGGGCCGGUCUGGUCUCCGUGCCCCCAGGCUUCACCAUGCCCCCCGUGUCACCUGUCUCGCCCGGUGGAGCCUCCACCACCCCGGCCUCAGAGUCGGAGACCCCGCUGCCCAACCCUGGAGCCUUCGAGGAGUGUCACCGCAAGUGCAAAGAGGUCUUCCCCAUGCAGAUGGAAGGAGUGAGGCUGACUGUCAACAAGGGACUUAGCAACUAUUUUCAGGUGAACCACACUGUCAUGCUGAGCACUCUGGGAGAUUCCAGUUACCGGUUUGGGGCCACGUACGUGGGAGCCAAGCAGACGGGUCCCGCUGAGUCGUAUCCUGUAAUGGUGGGAGACAUGGACAACAGCGGAAGUCUAAAUGCACAGAUCAUUCACCAGGUCACAGACAGAAUACGCUCUAAAGUGGCCCUACAGACGCAGCAGCAGAAGUUUGUGAACUGGCAGACUGACGCAGAGUUCAGAGGAGAGGACUUUACAGCGGCCGUGACGUUUGGCAACCCGGACGUGCUCGUGGGAUCUGGUAUCCUUGUAGCCCAUUAUCUGCAGUCCAUCACGCCGUCUCUGGCGCUGGGCGGUGAGCUGGUGUACCACCGGCGGCCGGGGGAGGAGGGCACGGUCAUGUCCCUGGCUGGACGAUACACAGGAAGCAACUUUAUCGCCACAAUGACACUAGGGGGAGCUGGUGCACACUGCUCCUAUUACCACAAGGCUAAUGACACGCUCCAGCUGGGUGUGGAGUUUGAGGCCAGUGCUCGCAUGCAGGACACUAGUGUGACGUUUGGCUACCAGCUGGAUCUGCCCAAAGCCAACUUGCUCUUCAAGGGCUCCGUCGACAGUAACUGGGUGGUGGGUGCCACGCUGGAGAAGAAGCUUCUGCCCCUCCCCCUCACGCUGGCCCUGGGCGCGUUCCUCAACCACCGCAAGAACAAGUUCCAGUGCGGAUUUGGCAUCACCAUCGGCUAGGCCCGACCACCUGCUCGCCAACCCGCCUGCCUGCGCUCCACACCUGGGACGGCUUGGUACGCCUGGCACGGCUUGCAGUGAUGGGCAGCCUGGAUUCACAAGCUACAAAUCCAGUGCCACAUAUUCCAAAUGACUUAAUUUUUACCUGUCCAAUUAGGCAAUCGCCUGGUUGAAUUGGACAGGUUAUUAACCAUGUAAUUUGCAAUGUGUGGCACUGGAUUUGUAGAUUCUGAAUGCAGGUUGCCCAUCACUGACUGGCAUCCUCCUUCCACCUCAUGGACUCUACAGCGGGCCGCACUAAUGGCCCAUUUGACACCACUGACUCUCAGACUGGUUAACAUAGUAGACCCCGGACUGACAAAACUGACUAAACCACAACCGUGCAUUGACUGGUAGCAAAACUCUCUCUCCUGAUCUCCUGAUGCUAGCAAAACCUUUUCCUCCUGAUAGCGCUCGUUUCCAUCGCCCUAAAGGUGUGUGUGUGUCUUCAAACAUGACAGCUCUUUUAUUGCCACGUUCUUGUUUGGGUUUUUUUAUUAUUAUUAUUUCUGCCUUCCAUCUUUUGCUCUCUCUUUUUCGUGACGAAGAUGAAUCUGUUAAAGAUGCGAAGGAGAUGCCCGUCCUCCUUUUCCUCCUCCUCCUCCUCUUCUCCUCAUCAGACGCUGUGCCUGGAGAAGAGAUGUCAUAAUGUCGCUGGAAGUCUCUGUGUCAAGCACCUGACUGUACUGUGUGUCUGUCCCUGUCAUGUAUAUAGGUGGGCGUUACUGUGAAGAGCUGGGGGGUAUACUAAGAAGCUGGUUCAGUAGUAAACCAGGUGAAGUUAACCUUGUGGUAGAGGUACAUCAUCUAAUUGAAGAGCCUGGAGUCCUCAUUUUCUUAACUAGAUAAUGCAUGCAGGUAUAUCUAUUAGCAGGUUCACUACUUCCUGCAGGUUAACUGAGCCUGGUUUAUCACUUAACCAUGUUCUUGGGACAACCUCCUGGUCAACCUUUGGAGGGGGGUUAUGGCAAAGGGAGGGUUGGAUCUGAUGGACUUGAAAAUGACGCUGAGCAAGAAGAGCUCGACUACUACUAUACUGUACACCUCGAAAUCUCAGAGAGAUCUAUUUCAAAUGUGUAUGCACGAGAUGCUAUCCAGUUACAUCAUAUUUUUUUUUAGUAUAACCGUUUUGUUACGUUGUGUUUUUGUUUUUGCUCCGGAGUUUGUUUUUUUCUUUUCUAUUAUUUUGUACGGUUUGAUCUUCAUUGGGCCUCCAUGCUCUGUAAUGUUCCAAUGGUACAUCGUUUUGUUAGUUUUUGUUUUGUUUAUUUGUUUGUUUCCAACGUUUAAAUUUUUAUCAACCUUUUUUCCAUCAUGCCAAAUAUAUAUAUGAAAUACAUAAAUAUGUAUAAAUAUAUAUGUAUGUAUAUGUAUUACCUGUACAUAUCUGCUGGGGAACAAAGAUAAAUGAAGUUUCUUUUGAAAAUG
Messenger RNA from Engraulis encrasicolus (European anchovy), 2602 nucleotides. It is a transcript of the gene tomm40l, whose product is annotated as translocase of outer mitochondrial membrane 40 homolog, like. Lineage: Eukaryota; Metazoa; Chordata; Actinopteri; Clupeiformes; Engraulidae. Gene Ontology annotation, cellular component: mitochondrial outer membrane translocase complex; mitochondrial outer membrane. The coding region runs from base 107 to 1135 and encodes 342 amino acids. Gene Ontology annotation, molecular function: transmembrane protein transporter activity. Gene Ontology annotation, biological process: protein import into mitochondrial matrix. The record is from RefSeq and is a predicted model, not a curated record. The transcript has 10 exons.